Daldinia caldariorum is the source of this 1269-nucleotide messenger RNA. RefSeq lists its product as uncharacterized. The transcript is spliced from 3 exons. The coding region runs from base 1 to 1269 and encodes 422 amino acids. Lineage: Eukaryota; Fungi; Ascomycota; Sordariomycetes; Xylariales; Hypoxylaceae. The record is from RefSeq and is a predicted model, not a curated record.
AUGGCCCAGACAGUAGCAGCUAAAUUACCACGGCGUGACUUUGGUUAUCGCCUUGAACAGCUCACCACCGUAUUCACUCCACCCUGCUCCAUCACAUGGUUGCAAACCACCACGAAAGUCCCAUCCCAAUAUCCGUCAUUUCCUACUGGAGGACCUAUCUCCUGCAACCCUCCUUCUUGGGAGCAGAAUAUUUCACUGAAAGGGUUUGCAUACUACUCACCGGCUAUCUGCCCGGAAGGGUUUAUGAUAGGUUGCACCGCCAACGAUGAUCGGCCGGGAGAAGGGUUCCCAGCCAUCACGGCUGGAGAAACAGCUAUGUAUUGCGUUCCAAGAGGGUUUACUUGUACUUCGGACACCACCGAUUUUCGCGGGGGCGUUUGGGGCUUCACGCAUAGGGCCGUAGCGAACGGAAGCCCCGUUACCGUGGGACCGGCAAUCCAGAUCCGCUGGCGGGAUGCGGACCUCAGCCUCCUCGCUACGGAUCCUCUAGCGUGUUCGACUGUCAUCCCCACGCCGACAUCUUCUACUUCCACCGUAUCCCUACCAGAAGCCACCACAUCUCGUUCCACAACGGGACGACGUGGAGUAAUAACACCCAUUCCAACAGCAACAGCAACAGCAACAGCAACAACGACAACUACAACGGGGAUUGAACUAGGGGGACCGCCGGUUUCAAUUGAACCGUACCCGAUUAUAACCGAUACGAAAGAACCGCCGAGUUUUUCGACCGACCCGCUUACCACCACGCCAGCUAUAACAUCGUCAAUUGAGCCUAGCACAGUUCAGCCAAGCAGGACGAGCACGGCGGGGAAUAACGGAGCCGCCGGGGGUCAGGAAGAAGCCGACAAAAAUGAUCCUGGGAGCGCUACAUCAAGCACUAAUACGGCAGCUAUGGCCUUGUCGGGGAUUUUAAUAAGCAUUAUACUGUGUUACUUAGCAGCGAGGAUAUUUCGGCGGUAUCGUCGGUAUCGGGCCGGCAAAGUAGAGAGGUUUCUUCCUUUCGACGCUCGCCUUUGGACAAGUUGCAUCUUUGCGAAACGUAGCGACGGGUUGCCCUCGCACAAGACCACGUUGGAGAGGCCGCCUAGAUGUGUCGAUGCCGAAUUAGGCACAGACGGACCAAUACCGGAGCUAGGCCCCGGAGACCCGUUGGGAACGAAAGAGAACCCGGCGGAGUUGAGCGUCAAUGGUGUCAACAACACGAGAAAUAGUUGGGUAUCACGAGUAUCACGAAUUUUCACCAACUGGCAAUCUGAGAUGGGUUACUAG